AUUUGCUAAAUUCGUUACUACUUUCUGUAAUCGAUAGAAACUUGUUUUAGGGUUUGAAUCAGAUUUAACAAACAGAUGCUGCGUCGCUGUCUCCGAUUUCACUUAAGCUUCCCGUUUCUGCCUUAAAUACUGUUACUUUUUUUUUUGCCACUGAUUUCAGAGGUGCAUAAAUGGGCGUACCUAAGCAGAAGUGGACAUCAGAAGAGGAAGCUGCUCUUAAAGCUGGAAUAGCCAAGUAUGGACCAGGGAAAUGGAGCACAAUUCUCAAAGAUCCAGAAUUUUCUUCUGUCUUGCAUUUGCGUUCCAAUGUGGACCUUAAGGAUAAAUGGAGAAAUAUGAACUGCAUGGGUAGUAGCUAUGGAUCUCGCCAAAGGGGUAGUAGAUCUUCAAAGUCUCAGCCAAUUCAUAAGUCUGAAGAUAUUUCUACUUCUUCUAAAGAAGAACAUGAUAUGCAAAUUUGUAUUGUAGAUCCUCUUCCAACAUUAACUCUACCAUUGCAAAUUGAUGAUUCCAAGAAGCCAAUUCCAAUUCCAAUGCCAAGAUUGGAUAGCCUUAUAUUGGAUACAAUAGCUAAUCUGAAGGAGUCUUGUGGCUCUAGUCGUGCUGCAAUUGCUGAGUAUAUUGAGGAGAAUCAGCCAACACCUCCCAACUUUGGAAGACAGUUGAAAGAAGAGUUAAAUGCUUUAAUCGAUUGUGGGAAAUUAAUCAAGGUAAAGCAUAGGUACAGAAUUGCACCAAGUUCAUAUGUAAAAAAGAGCUCAAAAAAUGAGGAGAAUUGCAGAGUGGGAGAGACAAGUGGCAACAAGAUAAUUACAAAAGCAGAAAUAGAUGCAGAGUUGGAGAAGAUGAAGAUGAUGACACCUCAGGAGGCUGCUGCUGUUGCUGUGAAGGCAGUUGCAGAAGCAGAAGCUGCUAUUUUGGAAGCUGAAAGGGCAGAAAGGGAAGCAGAAGUUGCAGAAGCUGAUGCAGAGUUAGCUAAAGGAUUUGCUGCUGCUGCAAUGCGUGCGUUAAAGAAAACUGCAUUUUGGACAUGGUAGUAAAAAUGUUGAGUUUAUGAGUUUAUUAUAAAAGUUGACUUAGCAAAAAUAUUUGUUCAUCUGCAGAAUAUAAUGAGAUUGAAACAGGAUUUGGGAGA
Lactuca sativa (garden lettuce) is the source of this 1135-nucleotide messenger RNA. Its product is annotated as single myb histone 1. Gene Ontology annotation, biological process: nucleosome assembly. Lineage: Eukaryota; Viridiplantae; Streptophyta; Magnoliopsida; Asterales; Asteraceae. Gene Ontology annotation, molecular function: double-stranded telomeric DNA binding. Gene Ontology annotation, cellular component: nucleosome. The record is from RefSeq and is a predicted model, not a curated record.